AUGGCCGUAGAAAAUGUUGAAGGUGAAGAUGGUGCUACAAGAAAUGAGGCCUCCACCUCAGGAAGCCAUGGAGGCCAAGAGGACUUGCCCAAUGCUGGGGGAAAAGAGCCCACGAAUGCAAUUCCAUUUUACAAGCUAUUCACGUUUGCUGAUUCCAAGGACAAAAUUUUGAUGAUUGUUGGUACAAUUGGUGCCAUUGGAAAUGGAUUGUGCCUGCCUCUUAUGACAAUUCUUUUCGGAGAAUUGAUUGAUUCUUUCGGACAAACCCAAACCGCAGAUGUUGUUUCGGUUGUUUCAAAGGUGGCACUGAAGUUUGUGUAUUUGGCUUUGGGAUGUGGUGUUGCAGCAUUUCUUCAGGUGGCUUUCUGGAUGAUCACUGGGGAGAGACAGGCUGCAAGAAUCAGAAGUCUUUAUUUGAAAACUAUAUUGCGACAAGAUGUUGCUUUCUUUGACAAAGAAACAAAUACAGGAGAAGUUGUCGGAAGGAUGUCUGGUGACACUGUUCUUAUUCAAGAUGCAAUGGGCGAGAAGGUGGGAAAGUUUAUACAGCUGAUCUCAACAUUUUUCGGAGGAUUUGUUAUUGCCUUUAUUCAAGGAUGGCUUCUUACCCUUGUCAUGUUAACGUCUAUUCCUUUGCUUGUGAUAUCUGGUGGAGUCAUGUCAAUUGUCUUAUCCAAAAUGGCGUCUCGUGGCCAAAAUGCAUAUGCUAAAGCUGCAAUUGUGGUUGAACAGACAAUUGGCUCCAUCAGAACGGUUGCCUCAUUUACUGGGGAAAAGCAUGCCGUGACUAAUUAUGAUAAGUCCCUUGUGGAGGCAUACAAAUCAGGCGUACAUGAAGGGUGGGCUAGUGGGUUAGGUCUUGGAUCCGUUAUGUUCAUCGUGUUCUGCAGUUAUGCUUUAGCUAUUUGGUUUGGUGCAAAGAUGAUCCUGGAGAAGGGUUAUACUGGGGGUGACGUGCUCAACGUUAUUGUUGCAGUGUUAACUGGUUCCAUGUCUCUAGGACAGGCAUCUCCCUGCAUGAGUGCAUUUGCUGCGGGUCAAGCUGCGGCCUUCAAGAUGUUUGAGGCUAUAAAUAGGAAACCUGAGAUAGAUGCAUAUGAUACCAGAGGAAAGAUAUUGGACGACACUCGUGGAGAUAUAGAAUUGAAAGAUGUCUAUUUCAGUUAUCCAGCAAGACCAAAUGAAGAAAUAUUCAGAGGAUUCUCUCUUUUUAUCCCUAGUGGCACAACUGCAGCUUUGGUUGGACAGAGUGGAAGCGGGAAAUCAACUGUUAUUAGCUUGAUAGAGAGAUUUUAUGAUCCACAAGCUGGUGAAGUUCUGAUCGAUGGAAUUAAUCUCAAAGAAUUCCAGCUCAAGUGGAUUAGGUCAAAAAUAGGUCUUGUCAGCCAAGAACCUGUGCUUUUCACAGGCAGCAUCCAGGACAAUAUUGCAUAUGGCAAGGACGGUGCAACCCUUGAAGAGAUUAGAGCUGCAGCUGAGCUAGCAAAUGCUGCUAAGUUUAUUGAUAAAUUGCCCCAGGGACUCGAUACCAUGGUUGGUGAACAUGGAACUCAACUUUCUGGUGGCCAGAAGCAAAGAGUUGCCGUAGCCAGAGCAAUCCUGAAAGAUCCACGAAUUUUACUUUUAGACGAGGCAACAAGUGCUCUAGAUGCAGAAUCUGAGCGAAUUGUUCAAGAGGCUUUGGACAGGAUAAUGAUAAACAGAACAACUGUCGUUGUUGCACAUCGUUUGAGCACAGUAAGGAAUGCCAAUAUGAUUGCAGUCAUUCACCAAGGAAAGAUGGUUGAAAAAGGCACACAUUUUGACCUACUCCAGGAUUCUGAAGGAGCAUAUUCUCAGCUCAUACGCUUGCAAAACAUAAAUAAAGAUUCUGACCAACAUGUUGAUGACAGAGACAAAUCUGACAUGACUUUGGAAUCUGGUAGACAAUCAAGUCAAAGAAUGUCAUUUCAGCGUUCGAUCAGUCAGGGUUCUUCUGGAGCUGGAAAUAGCAGUCGCCAUUCAUUGUCAGUUACAUUUGGCCUACCUACAGCACUUAGUGUCCCAAAAACUGAAUUAGCAGAUCCAGAUAUGACUUCUCAUAAAACAUCAGAAAAGCCUCCAAAAGUCCCAAUUCGACGACUUGCCUAUCUCAACAAGCCUGAGGUACCAGUUCUGAUAGUUGGAGCUAUAUCUGCUAUUGUAAAUGGUGCAAUAAUGCCAAUUUUUGGUGUACUACUUUCCUGUGUAAUCAAAACAUUCUUUGAGACACCGCAUAAAUUACGAAAAGAUUCCAAAUUUUGGGCCCUAAUGUUUGUGGUUCUUGGAGCUGUAUCACUAGUUGCAUAUCCAGCAAGAACAUAUCUUUUUGGUGUGGCUGGGAAUAAGUUGAUAAGGAGAAUUAGAUUGCUGUGCUUUGAGAAGGUGGUUAACAUGGAAGUUGGUUGGUUUGAUGAGCCUGAACACUCAAGUGGAGUAAUUGGUGCAAGGCUCUCAGCUGAUGCUGCUACAGUUCGCGCUUUAGUUGGAGAUGCUCUUGCACAGAUUGUGCAAGACACUGCCGCGGCAAUUGUCGGACUGGGUAUAGCUUUUGAAGCAAGUUGGCAGUUGGCACUUAUCAUCCUUGGUAUGAUACCUCUGAUAGGAUUGAAUGGAUAUGUACAGAUCAAGUUCAUGAAGGGGUUCAGUGCAGAUGCAAAGGCAAUGUAUGAGGAAGCAAGCCAAGUUGCAAAUGAUGCAGUUGGAAGUAUCAGAACAAUUGCCUCCUUCUGUGCAGAAGAAAAGGUGAUGAAUAUGUACAAACAUAAGUGUGAAGGCCCUAUGAGAAAUGGGAUAAGACAAGGAUUGAUUAGUGGCAUAGGUUUUGGUCUAUCUUUUUCCUUGCUGUUUUUGGUAUAUGCUACCAGCUUUUAUGCAGGAGCUAGGCUUGUUGAGGAUGGAAAAACAACAUUUUCGAAUGUGUUCCGCGUUUUCUUUGCUCUAACCAUGGCGGCAAUAGCAAUCUCUCAAUCGAGCUCUUUUGCUCCAGAUUCAAGCAAAGCCAAGACUGCUGCUUCUUCUAUAUUUGCUAUGCUUGACAGGAAAUCUAAUAUUGAUCCAAGUGAUGAGGCUGGCAUGACACUUGAAAGCGUUAAGGGAAAAAUUGAACUGAAUCACGUGAGCUUCAAGUAUCCAACCAGGCCAGAUAUCCAGAUUUUCCGGGACCUUUCCUUGGCAAUUCAUAGCGGGAAGACAGUCGCUCUGGUGGGAGAGAGUGGAAGUGGGAAGUCAACAGUCAUCUCAUUACUGCAAAGAUUUUACGAUCCUGAUUCAGGUCAUAUUACACUUGAUGGAAUUGAGAUUCAGAAGUUUCAACUCAAGUGGUUAAGGCUGCAGAUGGGGCUUGUGAGCCAGGAGCCUGCUCUGUUUAAUGACACGAUCCGAUCCAAUAUUGCAUAUGGAAAGGAAGGAAAUGCAAGCGAGGCAGAAAUCAUAGCCGCAGCAGAGCUAGCCAAUGCCCACCAAUUCGUUAGUGGGUUGCAACAGGGAUAUGAUACAGUAGUGGGAGAGCGAGGGGUUCAAUUGUCAGGUGGACAGAAACAGCGGGUAGCCAUUGCACGGGCAAUCAUAAAAAGUCCAAAGAUUCUACUACUAGAUGAAGCGACUAGUGCACUCGAUGCUGAAUCUGAGCGGAUAGUUCAAGAUGCUCUUGAUCGAGUGAUGGUGAAUCGGACUACAGUGAUUGUAGCACAUAGGUUAUCAACAAUCAAGGGAGCAGAAGUAAUUGCUGUGGUUAAAAAUGGAGUUAUAGUAGAGAAAGGGAAGCAUGACACACUGAUCAAUGUUAAAGAUGGUAUCUAUGCAUCACUAGUUGCCCUUCACAUGAGUGCUUCGUCUUAA
Molecule: messenger RNA, 3858 nt
Organism: Fraxinus pennsylvanica
Lineage: Eukaryota; Viridiplantae; Streptophyta; Magnoliopsida; Lamiales; Oleaceae
Source: the annotation of a GenBank genome assembly